GUAGAAAGGACAGGGUGCAGAUUGCCUUUUGACAAGACAAACGCCAAGAUGGCCUUCCGCGAGUGGCAUUUCCACACGUAUUUCCACGCAGAGAACCCGGAAGAGCUGGCCAAGGUCGUCGCCCUCCGCAACGCGCUCGUCGCCAACCUCGAGAGCAAGGACCGCCGCUUCGUGGCCGUGCCGCUGCACCACUAUGUCGGUAACAACACGACCGAGCCGCAGGUGCGCGUCAAGCCCACGCAUGGUCUCAACCUCGUACCCGUGGGCCCGCACCCGAUCGGCUCCUUUGAGACGUGGGCGCCCGUCGAGCACUUUGCCGAGGUCUACUCGUGGUUCGUCGCCAACCGCAAUGGCCUCAGUGUCUUUAUGCACCCGUUGACGCGCGAGGAGGUCCGCGACCACACGGAGCGCGCGGCGUGGAUGGGGACGCCGCUCGUUCUCGAUGUGAGCACGCUCGAGACGCAGCUCGCCGAGCCCGCGUCGCAGUACCCGUUCUUUCAACUUGGCUACGCCACCGAGUAACACUAUUACCUCUUGUCGGAAAUAACUACGUACAUGCUUUGUUGUCCGUGG
Messenger RNA from Saprolegnia parasitica CBS 223.65, 573 nucleotides. RefSeq lists its product as hypothetical. The coding region runs from base 49 to 522 and encodes 157 amino acids. The record is from RefSeq and is a predicted model, not a curated record. The transcript has 2 exons. Lineage: Eukaryota; Oomycota; Saprolegniomycetes; Saprolegniales; Saprolegniaceae.